CGGGGCGAACGCACCGCCGUGCCCCGGGCGUCCCGGCCCCCCGCCCGUCGCCGCCGCUGCCGCCGCUGCUGCUGCUGCUGCUGCUGCCGCCGCCGCCGCCUGCUCCGCGCACGCUGCAAGGGAGGGAUGGGGCGGGGAGGGGGAGGAGGCGCUGGGGGCGAGGACGGGCCUUUGCAUCCCCACCGCACCCCCCUGCAGCCCCUCUGCUCCCCGGUGCAUCCCCCUUGCAUCCCCCGCGCUUCUUUCUGCUGCAAGGGGACGUGCUUGCCAGGGCCGCCUGCUUGCAGGGUGCGUGCUUGAAAUAAAGCCCCCCUCGCCCGGAGAUCCCCCCCAUCCCCUGCUCCGAGCCCCCCUCCAUCAUGAUUUUGCUGAGCAGCUUCUUGCACCUGCGGCCUCGGCGCUGCAGCCCCUUUGCAGGGCUGGGCAGGGGGACCGGCCCCGCAGUGGGGACCCGCAGGGCUCUGCGGGUGCUGGUGGACAUGGACGGGGUGCUGGCCGACUUCGAGGGAGGCUUCCUCAAGAAGUUCAGGGCCAGGUACCCCGACAAGCCCUACAUUGCCCUGGAGGACCGGAGGGGCUUCUGGGUGUCGGAGCAAUACGGGCGCCUGGGACCUGAGCUGAGUGAGAAAGCCAUCAGCAUCUGGGAAUCCAAGAACUUCUUCAUCGAGCUGGACCCACUCCCUGGGGCUGUGGAAGCUGUGAAGCAAAUGGCAAAUUUGGCAGACACCGACGUGUUCAUCUGCACAAGCCCGAUCAAGAAGUACCGCUACUGCCCUUACGAGAAGUACGCCUGGGUGGAGAAGCACUUUGGCCCCGAGUUUCUCGAGCAGAUCGUUUUGACGCGAGAUAAGACGGUAGUUUCUGCUGACCUCCUUAUAGACGACCGACCUGAUAUAACAGGAGCCGAGCUGAACCCCAGCUGGGAGCACGUGCUCUUCACGGCCUGCCACAACAAGCACCUACAGCUGAAGCCCCCCAGCCGCAGGCUGCAGUCCUGGACCGAUGACUGGAAGGCCAUUCUGGACAGCAAACGCCUGCCGCCCGGCCAGACCGCCUAAACACCAGCCUCCCACGGCCACCCAGGGCUGCGGCCACCCACUCGUGUCCCUUUGGAGUCCUGCUGAAGGCUGAAACCAUGGGUGGACAGACAGACAGAUGCUGUCCCUGCUGCGGGGAGGAAGAGGAGGGUGAGCUGAAGCACACGGCCACCCAGACAGUGGACCUUAGCCCGUCCAUGCCACAAGGGACCAGCAGCAAGAUUGGCCCCAUGGACCCGGCAGCCUGGCUGGGAGGCAUUUCCCACUGGCUCCUGGGGUGUCCGCUCCAUCUGCACCCCCGUGAGGCCAGCCUGACAUUUCUGAUGGAUGAGGUCACCCUCAGCAUGUCACUGCCCUUGUCUGUGCACCAUGUGGCACACACCAGCUCUCCAUCCUCCUCCCUGCGUUAUGGUCGAGGAUCAUGCGGGUGGUUUCUUUCAUCCUUGCAGGGCUUCAUACCCAGGGGCUGCCUUGGGGGAUGUUUCCUCCCGGCCGGUGCCCGGGUCCGGGGAGAAGCACGGCCGGAAGGGCAGGGGGAGCGGGUGGAUGUUGCCCAGGCUCCCUGCACCGGCUCAGCUGUGCUCUUCCUUGCAGCUGAUGCAAUGGGACAGCUACGCGCUUCCCUGCAGGAAAAGUCCCUGCAGCGGGAUAUGGGGACAGUACCACUCCUUCCGUGGAUCCGGUGGUGGGCAGAGAGCCCUGAGGCACUGUCAUACCCAAAAUGUAACCGUCCUCCAGCUGGCGGGAGGGAUCCCCACUUGCCCUCUUCCCUGAGGAGCUGCCGCAGCUUUAGAGCUGGGGCUUUAGAGCUGAUCUGGGAUGAAGAGAGGGGAUCUUCUCCCACCUGCUCAUCACUCGUGGGCUGCUCACCUGGGGCAUCUCUGGGGCAGCGAGCGGGUAGCAGCAGUGCCAGCACCCAGCCCUUCCUGGGAGCUGGGUGGUUCCUGCAGAGCUCAUGGCUCACCCUGCCAAGCAGUGAUCGGAUUGGAUUUCAAAGCCAGGAAGGUCUGCACAUGCAGGCUGCAUGAUCAGAUCACCCCAUCUGCCGCCUCCUGGUAGUGUCCAACAUCAGCCUGCCAGGAAAGCGCUGGGUGUGUAUCCUCUGGGCACCCUGCUUCCACGCAGGAGGUCCUGGGUGCUGCAUUCCGCCAGGGUCAGGCACGGGGACAGUCGAUGCUGCGGAGCAUCCUAAAGCCUUCGGUGCGGAGCCGCCUGGGAAGAUGCUGCUAGGUGGAGGAGCUACAACAUCACUGAGAAGUGGGCAAAGCAGAGGCACCACGGGUGUCCAAAGGGCAGGUUGAGGGUUGUGUUGGUGGAGGAUUGUCACAGCCGCAUCCAUGGAUGCUGUUUUCGGUCCUCACGUACCACAAGGGAUGAAGUUCUGGGGACGUUGCUGUUAAAGGCUGGGGAGCCCAUCAGCAGUGCCCACAAGGCUCUGUCACAGGGUUAGUUUGUUCUGCAGCUGCCUGCAGCUCGUGCGCCAUCCUGGCUCUGGAUGUCAGGGGCCAGGGCAUGCUGCCGGCUCUGCUCUGCUCGCCUCGUGCUGGGACCCCUGUGGCAAGGUGUUCGGCUGCUUGGCCAGCGUGAAGGGGCUGUGGCACACGCAGCUGUCUGUGCCAGCCACCACUGCUGGAUGACCGUGCUGGGGGUGCUGGGAAGCUGCAUCUGGGCACCGAAAAGGGAGCGUUUGGACCAAGGGGCAGCUCCAAGAGGGAUGCUUUUUGCACAGCUGUGCCCACAGCCUCUUCCUCCCCUGCCCAUCUAUCUCAUACUUGCCUCGCUGAGCCUGCACCAGCCUGGCCUUGAACUGCAGUGACCCAGCUGACACUGGCGGCGGCACCAGAAAGCAGCCGUUGCUGCUUCUCCUCCGCCUGGCCCCAGAGAAGAGACAUCCCAGCUGCUGGGAAGAACUGGGCGUCCCCUCCCUGCCAACGGCCGGAGCCAGUGCUGGGCUGCCCCAGGCAAAGCCCCGGGGAUGCGCCGGGUGCGUCAGGGCCGGCGUGCAUGUGCGUCACUGCUGACACCGCAGAGGCCACACGGCCCCUGCUCCCGCCUGCCCCCAAGCUGUCCGGGAUCCCACCGUGCGGUCCCGCUCUCCUGGCCUGAGGACUUGCUGGCUGCGGGAGUAAAAUUCCCCACUGGGACACGCAGCCCCACGGGCGGGGGCGGUAGCCAGGGCUUGGCCGGGGUUAGCCACCCUGCACUGCUUGCUCACCAUGCCUUUGGCUUGCCUCUCUUCUAUGGGCCCCCGUCAGCAAAGAACUAUGUGAGCUCAAAGCUACAUAGCCAACAAAUAACCUAUUUCGGCCGGCCCCCCGCCAUGUCCGGGACCUGGAGGGGCUACUGAAGUUGGUGCUUCCGAACCCGUGCCUUCCCCGGCUGUUGCGGGGCCAAGGACGAAGCCCACAUGGUCUCGGGUCUUUCUGAAAGCUGCCCCAUCUCUUGGGAUGGGGUGAUUGUGUAAAGACAGCAUGGUUUGGUUUGGCCCAUGGCAAUGGGAGUUACAUACCACAGGGAUUAUUUUUUUUUUUUCUCAUUUAAACCACUGUGUGCUUCCCUGGGUGGUGGGUCUGGUUUGAGGGGUGUAUUUGGGGAGGGGUGUUUGCAAUGUGCAGCCACUGGAGAUGCAGCCCCCUGGCCAAGAGCCGCCUUGGCUGGGGGUUUGCAGGCAGGGAGCUGGGACAGUGGGUGAGCACCAUGAGCAGCCGCUACGGCUGCUGAGCAUCACGGACCCCUCCGCCCUGCUGAUGCCCUGCCGGCUGCUGGCCCCAUCGUGCAGCCAGGGUGGCCUCAUGGGGUCCAAGCUGUUUUUUUUCCCAGCAGCACCAUUUAAACAUGAGUUGCCCAAGUUCUUUGGAGCCUUCUCGCUGCCCAUCCUCGAGCCAAAACCGGAGCCAGCAUGUCAUUAUGGCAGCUGCCCAAACCAGCCGCCUUCCCCACGGCUGGGGUGGACCCAAGGGACAUGGCUCUCUAGGUGGCAGCCGGUCUUUCCCCCUUCGUGGAAUGUGUGAUGCUGAAGAGACCACGUCGGUUCACGCCAAAUAUACUUGAAAGCAGAGCUGGAGUUUCUCAUGCACGAGGCUCCGACUCGAUGCACAGAAAUCCCGAGCAGGGAGUGGCCUGUUUGCUCCUGCUGAGCUUGGGGCCGGGAGGUGGCUCUCCAUCACCCGACGGAUCGGCCCUUUCAAUGUUCAAGCCCUUCUGUGGCCAGCUGAGAUGCACAGAGCUUUUAUUUUUAAAUGCACAUCUAUAAAACCGAGGCCGGUGAGGAGCACUGCAAUAAACACUGGGUUUUAUUGGCAUCCAGCUUCCUAGAAAUUGAGUUUGGGUUUUGCAGUUUCCCACCCAUGGCUCUGCUCUCUGCAGGGGAAAGGGGAUGGGUGUUCCCUGUGGGCUUGGGCAAGUCACCAUGUCCAAAAAGCCUGUAGCCAGCCCCAGCAGUGCCAUUACCCCAUUAGACAGAGUCCCUGUGGGCAGAAAUAGGAGUAGGUUUAGGUAGCAAUCAGCUUCCUAAAUAUCUUUUAUAACAAAUAAAGCUGUAAAGCGUGUUUCCCAUUGGACCACAGAGCAGAAGCAAUAAAAGGGGCUGGAGUUGUCACAG
Molecule: messenger RNA, 4638 nt
Organism: Grus americana (Whooping crane)
Lineage: Eukaryota; Metazoa; Chordata; Aves; Gruiformes; Gruidae
Gene: NT5M
Product: 5',3'-nucleotidase, mitochondrial
Exons: 5
Coding region: 360-1058 (232 amino acids)
Biological process (GO): pyrimidine deoxyribonucleotide catabolic process
Molecular function (GO): 5'-nucleotidase activity
Source: RefSeq, a predicted model, not a curated record